Porites lobata is the source of this 9760-nucleotide messenger RNA. NCBI's taxonomy places the organism in Eukaryota, Metazoa, Cnidaria, Anthozoa, Scleractinia, Poritidae. The record is from the annotation of a GenBank genome assembly.
AUGAAGGUCAUAAUCUCAGCAAUACUUAGCAACUUUGCUGAAAUAGGUAGAGUUGAAGGGAUCCUCUAGGGCCAGCUCUAAGCAAUAGACUACAUACCAUGAAAAUGAGAACCAAGGAAACUCUCUUUUAAAAAUGAUCCCCUGCUAGCACUUUAGAUAAGCUUUGGGAGCUUGUUCAUUCUAUAACGCACCACUUAGAACAUGUCAGAAAACAUAAAGGAAGACAUCUGGGUACUCAUAUUUCAGUUAUUCAAUGUAAAUUGAAUAAUUAAUAACAUGCUUAGUUUUACUAAAGGUAUUAUUAUUAAUAAGUGAAAUUUAAAAAAAACAAUUAACUUUUAAAAGACCUUGUAAAUGUUCUUUGCAGAUUACAGGUUUCUUCUCUGUCCUCUCAACACUAUACAUUUCUUUGUGUGGCUGUGGAGAAUACUGACAUGAAGACCAACAAAUGAAUUACUCAGAUUGGAUUUUUGUCCUGUUAGAGUAACUUUUGGCGUAAUCGUGAAUACCCACAGCUUACUCAAGGGAAAGGUUUACAAGAAUCUAAUUGCUCCCGUUGCCACUUAUGAAGAAAGGAAAAUUGAAUUGAACUGGUCUUUGUGCAGGCAUUUGUUUGUUUGCAGUGUUCCUCUAAGUCCAUCAAUUUUUGUCUCUUGAGCGACUGAGAUGGACUUAAUUGAUUUUUGGCUUAUAGGCGAGGUAACAAAUAGCGAUUUUAGCAUAUGCCUCCUAAAGCCUCUUAACACAAAAUAAAGAAAAACAAUUUUUGGUUGUGAAAUCAAGUGACCUGUUUCUAGCUAGGAUAACUUUUCGUUAUUCACUGACAAGCCUUCCAUUUUGUUUUGUUGUGACUUUAUAAGACAACAAGUCAAGUAACACUCUGGAAGGUGUGAUUUUUUCCUUAAGUGUUUGGUUGUACUGCAACUAAACCCUUUGAUUCUUAAAAUCUUGAGCAAUCUUCUUUUGGUUUAAAGUAUUCUGCCUUAACAUUUGUGACACAAGUUGCAAACUUUAAAAUAUAAUAAAGUACUAGUUUUCAGGAAUGGUUUUUGGUUAGAAAUGAUGGCCCUAAAAGAGCAGUUUAGGAAAGGAGUCUUUCCAGAUUUUAAUAACCAGAAGCUCUACCCUUGUGUUAGACCACAGAUGGGAACGCCUUUUUUAAGGUGGCCGAUAUAGUGCCUACUCUUGUCAGGUGUCACAGUGUCUCAGAAAACUUGGAUUCUGGCAACGAUUUCUGUGAUGGGAAGUUUGACAACCAUUCUCAGGAAAUGCUUUUGCUCAUGCCAGAGUUUAUCGAUUGGAUUUAUGUCUGGACUUUCUGCUGUAUGUGGCCAGUAGUUUAUGCUGUUAUCUUGUAUGAACUUCAUUCUCAACUUAACUACCAAAAAUCUGUUUGUACCAUUUCUAACUAAUUUUUCUUGAAUGUUUUUGUUUGAGGUUAGUGUUUUGUUGUGAGUGACAUAAUAUUUUAGGUAAACUUAAUAACUGUAUUCUUAGUAUCAUUAUCCUUCUGGAACUGGUACCCACUGUCUGUAUACGUGGCCUGCAUGAAAAGUAAAUAUAACAGCACAAUACCAAGAAUAUUAUUUAUGUAAAAUUCUUUCUUCCUGAUGCCUGUGAGGAUCAGGAUUAGCAUUGCACAUGUAGUUGAGAUUCAUGCCCAAAUUAAACUGUAAAAAGCAGAUUUUUCGAUGACACUCGACCAUAUCAUACUCUUGUCUGCAAAGAUCAUGCCUACCAAUUUAUUGUGGCUUGGUAAAGACUGCUGAAUGAAGGCGAGGUAGGUGACAUGCUUACUUUCUUGGACCGUUUGACAAUAACAAGGGCCCCAUUUUUUCAGCAUGGUUUCCUUCUGGUUCUUUUGAUGGUAGCAGUGGACAAGUGAACACCCUUCUCGCUGUAGAACAGCUUCAGCAGACCUAAACUUCAAAAUGCAUUCACAAUUUUGUGGAUUAAAAAAUCUCCAUUAUGAUAAUAACUUGUUCCUUCUUUUAAACUUCUCCAUUUCUUAACAAAAUAUAUUAUAAUGAAUAUUAUAAACACGUUGAAAAAUAUGAGUAAAGUGAGAUUUCUAAUUUUAAACCUCAGUAUAUGCAAACCAUUUGCUAGCCUGCAAGCUAGCUCUUCAUUUGCAUGAUAUCGUGAAAAGUAGAUGUGUGAGAGAAAACGCAAGGGGGGAUGGUUGGCAGGGGAUAGAAAGGAGCGCUUGCAACAGUCACUCAAAUUUUAAUUUCCACCCCACAAACUGCCAACCACCUGUCAAGUUUAGGCAGCUGAGAGUGUGGAGUAUGACGCGCCAUAGGGGACAAAAAUACUUGUGUGAAUUUAUGUACAACUUGUGUGAAUUUAUACGCAACUUAUCUUUGUCAAAGAUAACUUCCUACAAUACAUUACAACUUUGCUCUUGGGUCUACGACUUUCAGCUUCAUUUACUUGACUUCUAACAAAACAUGUACACCUUGUUUGUCAAACAAACCACUUAUUGAUCUAUUGACACAACUUUUAACUUGUAGACAUCAAGGUUGUUUUGCAAUUUACGACGUGUUGUUUACAUGUUUGACUUACUGCAGUUUUACGAAAUACACGACUUGGCAUUGUUUGAGCAAGGCUGCUGCCUAAGAAAAAUUUUAGGGAGCCCUUCGGGCUCCUAAAGUUUAAAGUUAGGAGCCCGAGCCACAUUGUUAGGAGCCCAGUUUGAAAUCCAUGUAUUGUUUUUCCAAGAUCAUUACAUAGGUUAUAGAGGUUCUUGCACACUUUAAUAAGAAUUCGCCGGGCCUAAUAAAUAACACGUAAACAAGAAUUAACCGAAUUAUUUACUUUCAUUUAUUAAUUUAUUCAAUUAACUUCCACAUCUGUUGUGUUCAAUGUGACCUAGAAGAGCCUUCAAAGAAUUUUCUAAAAUGUAACAAUUAAACUGCUUCUUACCUUUCUUAUACACAUUCAUGAGCCGGAAAAAUAUUUGAGGGGCUUAAUUUGUGUAAAAGGAAUUUUCACAAUUUUCACAAUAAAAGAAUAACAUAACAGUAGGUAAUUUCAACUCAGAAUUAUUUACUUGACUUUCACAUUUGUUCAGUAACAGUUGUGUUCCACAUGACAACUUAACUAGUCUUCCAAAAACUUUCUAAAGUAGACCAAUCCUCUCCUUGCCUUUUUUAUACAUGAACAGGAAAAACAGAACAGAACAUCAAGUGCCUUAUGUAAACCUUAGCCUGGAUGGAUCUCAUUAAAUGAAGUGCUAAACAUUUGAGGAAUCAUUUAAAUUGAAUAACAUUUUCCUAUCUGAUUCUGUGCUAUAAAAGAAUUUUAUGUCAAUGUAACUACAUUGUAAAUUCAAAAGAUCAUUUUUUAAGUCUUAUAAGUUCUCCAAAACAGCUCGGAGUUGUCCAAAACAGCUCCAUUUUAGAAGAGCUUAAUUAGCCCCUCAAAUAGUACUGUAUUUUACUCAAGGAAAAACUCCCAAUUUUGGGUCCAAAACAGAUCCUUUGAAUUCACAGUGUAGUUUACAAUUAAAUCACAGCAUUGAGCAAUGUUCAUCAGUCUUUUGGUUUUGUCCCCUUAAGAGAACUCCAGGUUCUAGCCUCUGGAUGUUUGUCCACCCAGUUCUCUCGUCGGGCUCUGACACUGUUUUUCGCCAAUGCUUGACUGCAUUGGCAAGGUGCCCAGAUUGAGCGAAGGCCUUGACUCUCUCUGAUUUGUUCAGGCUGUGGUACUUAACUGAGAUACGCAAGUUGUUGUCCAGUGUCCUAGUUGCAAGACUUGAACGCUGAAUAGUUUUAGUGCGGUUCAUGGAGCUGAAACCUCGCUCACAAGCUGCGGUGGACAAAGGCCAGGUGAACACAAUCUCGGCAAUCAAAAGGAAGUUAGGAAAUUCUUCUUGUUUAGAAAACAACACAGAGUAAAUGUCAGGUGUUGUCUUGUGCUUCAUUAGACUCACAAGGCUCUUAACUCCCUGCCACUCACUACUGACAGACUCAGCUUUAAAACCAGCUUUUUGCAACUGCUCUUGGUACCUGUUAGCGAUUACACAGAGCUGAUCACAACCAUAAGACGCUAACUCUUCAGGAUCUGUAGGCCACGUGUCUGGAUCUAAAACUGAAGAAGCCUUUACAACUGGGUCGUUAAAGAGGUAAUGGAAUCGCUCUCCCCAUGCUCUGUCCAAUUUCAUCCAAAACAGACUUUCUGAUCUUCUCAAAUUGUUCAAUAUCAUUGUCUUCCCUUUUGAUCUCAAUUUCUCUGAACACACUGCCAUCCCCUGCUUCUUUCAAAAACGCCUCAAGUCUUGGACCAUUUAACGACUUCAUAUUAAGACACUGUAAUUCAAAUUUUCGAACUGCUGCCGCUGCGGUUGUAACUGUAAGAAACUCAGCUUGAAAAACCUUACUUAAAUGAGCUGCUUCCUCCGCAAUGUCCCACAGAAAACUGGUAAAGAGCAACCCUCUGAAUGAGGUUAAGAACUUGACCGAAAAUGAUGCUCGCCCCUGUCUACCACUUGAUCCUACACGCAUCUCUCUUGUGUUCUGGCAAUGCAUCAUGAGAGUUUUAUAUCCCGAAACAGUACCUGGAGUGCGGUUUGAAGAUGUGGCAACCAUCUAGCUCCAAACACAUUAGUAGGCUUAGAGAUCUGGUUAUCUAGUGCUUCAGCUAACUCUCUUAAUUCCCUGAGGGCCUUGGCGCUGUAGUGAUAUUCCUGGUAUAAACUGCGAAGGACAUCACGUGCUUUCACAAAAUCUGGGUAUUUUUCUAGGCACUUGACAACUGCCAAUUCAAGCUUGUGUGCUCCGCACCAGAAUCCCAUAAAUUCUCUAUUUUCUUGCCUCAAUAAACCAACCACUCCGUUCUUCUCACCUGUCAUUGCCGCACAGCCAUCAGUUCCCAGGCCUGUAAUUUUCUCCUUCCAGGUGACUGAAUUCAUGUUGGUUACUCUUUGGAAACAGGAAUCAACCGCAUCUAAAUAACCUCUUCCAGUUCCAGCCUUAGGUUCUUGAUUCCAAGAUAUGCAGUGACCGGUCUUCCAACUGACUUUUCCAAGUAGCGCACAUACAUAAUGGCUUCCUCAAUGACACCAUGAUCUGUACUUCCAUCAAUCAUUAGGGAGAAAAAGUUACAUUCCUUCAAUUUGUCUGCGAGAUCCUCCUUCAUAACAGAGCUUAUGUGCUCAAUGAAUUCAGUACAUGCAGAUCGUGUUAAGUAAGUUUCACCCAGCUCCACCCCAUUUAACUUUUGAAGCGCACAGAGACUUUCAUAGUCAUCUAAUGGCGUUCUAAUGCUGAAAUGUAGAAGGCUGUUUUAAAUUUCUUCUCCAUUUUUUUCGUCUUCUUUUUUCGUAUAACUGCUUACAGCACUUGUACAUUUCAGUUUUUUUUCGGAUCAUUUAUGGCUUUGUCCGCAGCAAUACAUUUUUAUGGUUCUGGCUUGUUUCAUGUUUUUUAAUGUUUCGUUUUUGAAGUUGCUUGACCCACUUCUCUUAGCUAUUUCACUGUCCUUUGAUGCUAAAGAAGGGUGCUUCGAGCAAACACCACAGUACAUUGAUUUCACUGCUGUUCCAACAGGUUGUGAAUUUGGGUAGGGUGUGUUAGUAAUGAAUGGCUGCAUUGUGCCUUUUCUUACAAGGUUUUACGCAACCAAGAAUGGGCUUGAAGCCACUUCCACUGAAAUGACCUUGUCCGUUUUUGUUCAUAUUCCUUACGUUUGUCCAUAGCAUUAGCGUGAUUUUCCCUUGUCCUAUCCGAUUCAUCCUUUCCAUCUUCUUCUAUCUUCCUAUUCACCUCAAUCUUCCUUUUAUCAUCCAUCGUCAUUGCACUCUUUACCUUUCUUUCACCCUCCAUGUUCUUUUCUGCAGCCAUUUUUCUUGCAUCCAUCUUCCCCUGAUCAUCCUUCAUUUUCCUCUCAUCCUCCAUUUUUCUCUCAUCUUCCAUAUCUGUUUCGUCCUGCAUCUUAAAUUCAUCUGUCAUCUUCGUUUCAUCCUGCAUCUUCAAUUCCUUUUCCAUCUUCAUGUCAUCCUGAAUCUUUAAUUCUUCCUCCACCAGCAUUUUUUCCUUCAUCUUUAUUUUGUCCUCUGUCUUCUUUUCUGUCUUCCCAUCAUCCCCCAUUUUCAUUCUUUUAUUGUUUAUGCCUGCUUCAUUUCUCUUUUUCUUUUUACAUUCUGUUGGAAACCAAAAGUCUUCCAAACUAAACGACCUUUUCGGGGGGGAUGCUUUUUUAGUGGACUGGUCAGCAACUUUGCGGUAGUCUUUAGCAGUUUUGACUGCAUGAUCGGCAUAUUCCUUUUUAAAAAGGGGGACAAAGUGGUUAGGAACAUAAAUAGCAUUUGGGCGGCUGUCUAAUCCACCAUCCCUUGACCACAGAAUAUGAAAGCAAUCAUUAUUGGAAAACACGUCUGGCCUGUUAAUACGUGGUUUCACUAAGCCAUGUAAGAGGGGGCGAAUAGCUUCUGCACAACUUGGAUAGAUUGUAAAGACAGGCCUGGAAAUCACUGUGGAAAGUGCCAUGAUGUGCAUCAGCGACGACCAUUCACCUAGCUGACAUCCCCCAAUUGCCUCACUCUGGAUAGCAGACUCACGGUUGCCACUGUGCUCCCACUCUGCUAUUCCAUUUUCUUUUUCAGUCGAGCGUGAAAACGGUGACUUCUCCAAAGGGACACCCACAUUGAAGAGCUUCCGGAAUCGCGGAUGGUUUCCAUAGUAGGCAGUAUUUUCAAACAGCUCAAUGGCUGUCAGAAUACGAAGACAAGUAGAGUAUUCUGUUGUACCCACAAGGGCCAGAGAAAUGGCGUGGUACAGGCAAUUUCCAUCCCCAGCGACUUCAUGAGCAAUAAGGCCAGUUGGUGCAUCACACGGAAUAAGGGACUGUGCCAGUUGGUCUUGUUUUAGCUUAUCAGAUCUCGGGAAGGACUGGUUAAGGUUUAAUUUUCGCGAAUAUUUGUCCCUUAACUUGCAACACAAAUCUUGGUUAUUGCUAAUCAGGGCUUCUUUCAAAGUUUUUAAGUCAGCAACCUGAAAUAUAAAGAAAACCGGCCCACUCUGUGAACUGUUCAAAACUUGUUAUAUUUUAUUGAGGACCUUGGCCUCAAUGAGGCUAGACCAGUUAUACACAGUGUAGCGUUACUAUAAAGAUAUCAAGUGGCAUUUCAUUUUAAAAUAUCUUAUAUCUGUCACUAAAGGAAUAAAGAUUCCGCCGGCCAAACCCGAAAGAUUUUGUAUUUGUAAGCGAAUAAAAAUAUAGCCCAAUUACAAGUCAGUAUCAGAAGAAAACAAUUGAUAACCGAAGUACCGUAUUUAUUCACUUAUAAGACGCACCUUUGUUUACGAAAAUUUGUGCUUGCUCGAUAAAAAAAUUUUCUCAAAAACUCGGGUGCGUCUUAUAACCAAUAUUUUCCAUAACAAAAUUUAACUUUGCCAAAUUUCCUUAUAAUUAAUGUUCAACUAAGAUGAGAAUGAAUAAACAAGACAUUCAUCGUUGCAUGGUCAUCUUGAAGGUAAAUUCCUGGUUUGGUUAUGGAAAAAAGAGAUUCUCCAUCUGAGCCGUCAGAACUGGUUACCUAGCACGUGAUCAAAAUCUGCCCGAUCAAAUUUCCUUCCACGACAAAAAUAGCCGUGUCACGAAAAUGAUAUUUGUUACAUUUCAAGCGCUACUGUCUUAAACUUUCUGCACUUUUCUGUGAGCAUGUUCCAGAACCAAACUCAACAUCAGUGUAUCAAGCUGUAGAAACUGUACGCGAAAAGAAGCCGUUUUAUUAUAAGUGAAAUAUCAAGCUUACAGUAUCUUUGAUCUCAAAACAAACGCGGUUCAAAUUUCAUUAGUCAAAGAAAAUUUGCAUGAAUUUGCGAGGCAAUCACAGACAGCUACCUAGCUGAUCUGCUAUUUCGUUUAGAAGGUCAAGAAUGUCAAGUUGUCACUACGGAUUAAAUAAAAACCGCAUUGAAUAUAGGUCAAAUGAAGGCACAGCAUCUUGGUUGUGUUUUAAAAGCGGGAAAUAUAUUUUAUUGUUUUGAAAGAGACAGUUUCCAAAUCGUUAUCUAUAUUAAUAUAAAUGUUCACAUACGGAGUCGUAAGAAAUAAACAUUGCUUACCUGUUGCGAGAAUUCCAUUGUAGUCACUGGGCUUAAGACAAAUUGCUGAAACCUUUGUCGAUUUUAGCGAGAAAAGAAGAACCUUUGCCGAUUUUAGCGGAAAAGCAGAACCUUUGCCGAUUUUAGCGGGAAAGGGCGCUAGCUGCGUGCAGCAAGGCAGAAAUACAACCAACACAAAGUUGAUCAUUACUUUAAUUUCUUUAUUCAAGGUAAAGACAUCACAUUACAAAUAUGAAAUAUCAUACUGCGUUCUCUGGCGUGUUGUUUUUUAAAGUCUCUUGAAAAUGCUGAUACGUUGCAAACUGGUACAUGAAAUCGAACAUCAAGCACGUCCAGUCGAUAGCACGCAAGAUAGCUUCCCAUUCUCGCCACAAAAAAGUUAUCAAAUCAACGAAAACCCAAGCAAACGAUGAACUGCACGAAUGUCAACAUAGGCAACAAACAGCCCAUAAUUUUGCUAUUCCAUAUUUGGAAGUCAAAUCUCAGACCCAGUCUUCAACUGCCAUCCGGACUCGGAAACGAUGGCUUCGUUCGUUUCGACAAAGCUUCACAGUUGAACACGUUAGGUUUACAUAAUUUACGGUUUAUUUGUGGAAAUUUUAUACUGCCUAAUCGCAUCAUCGCUAACCAUAUCAACAGUUCCACUGUUUAAAGUCCUACUCCAGCUAAAGGAAUAUAAUGUACAAGGAGGUUAAGUCUAAUGCCGUGUGUUAAGUCAGGCGCCCGCGCGGGCUCCUUGUACCGAAAUUUGGUCGCCCAUGCUCUUACCUUGGGCGCCUCUGGCGACCGGGCGCCCGUUAGGCAGCAGCCUUGUUGAGUACAACUUUCUUUAUGACAUACAGAACUUCUUCCACAUUUUCGUCCUACUUGUUAUCUAUUUCAAUUAAUCGUCAUGAUCAGUUGGUUCGAAAGGGGUCUGUUUUGCAUGAGAGGAUGUGUGAAUUUCCAGGCGUGACAGUGGAAACCAAGAAUACAAUAUGUUAUGCCUCUAACAAAAACAAAAUUAAUGUAACUUCAACAUUCCCCAAAAAGUUGAUCAGGCAUCUCUGUUUUAAAAUUUGGGCAACAAACUCUGCCUUGUUUCAAGGAAAAAUAAUGCCAUGGUCUCCUUUCCCGCUAAUCCUGGAUUGCAUACUGCAUAGUCCAAUGAUGCAUGACACCUGCAGCCUUUUUCGCCUGUCAAAACACGGGAAAAUUCCCCGCAGACGUCCUUGCCCCAGUGCAUCAGUAAAGUUUAUUGGCCCUUAUUUGUAAAUGUACAUUAUUAUUACAUAAUAUUUUAUACUCACAUUGGCGCUGGUAAACCAUCUAAUUUAUCCUUGAAUACAGCCUCAACGGCACUGGGAAGUUUCCUCUCUGACCAAUCGCUACAGAACUCCACAGCAGAUGCAGCAUAACCUUCAAUGUGAAGGCUUUCCCUCAGCUUUCCACAAGGAAUUUUCUUAAUUCUCGGGCUAGGUAGUAGCAUAACAUCUUUCAGGAAAAAGCCAGAGUCUCUGCAAGAAGUCGAAUCAUGUUGUCGUUUCUUUGAUUUUGCAGGCCGUGACGUGCUUGCAGCAGUGGUUCGAGUGAAUGUUCCGGGAAAAAGCCUGGCCACUGCCUCUGUUACCACCGAGGAAGAACUUGGGUUUAUUUGCGACGUUAAGUUGCUCAUGUCAGGAACCUGGGCUUCCUCAAGGGAAUUCGAUGUG